Messenger RNA from Echinostoma caproni, 627 nucleotides. The record is from the annotation of a GenBank genome assembly. NCBI's taxonomy places the organism in Eukaryota, Metazoa, Platyhelminthes, Trematoda, Plagiorchiida, Echinostomatidae.
AUGGAAUUUUCCAAUAUUCCCCGACGAUACGGUUGGUAUGCAGUUCUGAUCACGCUAUUCAUCAGUUUGUUCAUGCUCCUACCGGCAACCGCUUUGAUCAUGUGGACUCCAAUUGGUGAUAAGCUUAUUUGUUGGUUUCCGGAACCCUAUCAGUAUAUGGAGUACUACCACACAUUGAUCUCUAAUGCCGCUGUUCUCCAACCGUUGGCUAUCACAGUAAUCAAUAUUAUUAUAUUCUCAAUCAUUCGACGUCUCGCGAAACAGAAGCAGAGUGAAGCGGUUUGGACAAAUCAGGCAAAACAGAGUGUCCGGGCUUGUGUUGUCUUAUUGAUUGUGUCCUGUGUCUAUGUGGUGUGUGCACUGCCACAAAGCGUUGCCUAUAUUUGCGCCUACACUAUCGCUCGAACAGAUCCGUCUCAGACGCGGGCGAUUCGACUGGCCUAUAAUGUGGCCGAUUUGUCGUGGAAUCUGUACUUUUUGCGAGAUGUUGUCUAUUUGAUUGUGAUGUUCCGAUUCAUGGGAAUAUUUCGUUGGUGUUACGAAGUGAUCCGGGGUAGAGAGCACCGGGACGCAUGCCUCAUGUCGGAUACAUUUUUGGGUCAGGACAAUAUGACGAUUAUGCAUUGA